Messenger RNA from Rhinichthys klamathensis goyatoka, 849 nucleotides. RefSeq names its product myelin basic protein a (gene mbpa). Gene Ontology annotation, molecular function: structural constituent of myelin sheath. The transcript is spliced from 6 exons. Bases 142 to 555 code for a protein of 137 amino acids. Lineage: Eukaryota; Metazoa; Chordata; Actinopteri; Cypriniformes; Leuciscidae. The record is from RefSeq and is a predicted model, not a curated record.
AGGCCAGCCCUUCUUCCUUAGAAGCGCCGAAGACUAUCGAGAAGGUUUGCAGAGUGUCCCCAGAGCGGAAUUUGGAUUGAGUUGAGAAGGACAUUCGUGGGCCGCCCAGACUGUAGACCACCAAACAGAUCAACACCUAGAAUGGCCACUGCAAGCACCUCUGGACAAAGCCCAUUCGGGCUGGGCAGGAAGAAGAAGGCCCCCGGUCUCCUGGAUCAGAUUGGCAGGUUCUUUGGAGGAGACAAAAAGAAAAAGGGAAAAGGCUCAUUUCGUGGUCAUCUAUCCUCCUCUCCACAGAGACCUCACCACUCUUCCACCCGUCGUCGUGGAGAUGUCAACCCUGUGGUGCAUUUCUUCAGGAGCUUUGUGUCCUCUCCUCGUCCCAAGUCAAGGUGGAGAGAACUAUUGGGCCUGGCUUCCCCGUCAGCGCGUGGCUCGGAGAGCAUUAGAUCGCCUCACAGACGCAGAAGAGAACAGAAUACACUCUCCAGAAUCUUCAACCUGGGAGAAAGCCGAUCUCGCUCUCCACCCAAACGCUGGAGCACCAUCUUCUGAGCCCUUCGCCGACCAGAAAAACACUAAGAUGGAAGAGAGUGAAAAGGACGAAAAGCAAAAACCUGAGCGGGAGGAUCUCUGCCCUAUAAAUUCACAAGUCGCAGCGAGUUUAACAGACUAACAUUGGCCAUCUUCGCUUCCUAGAUAGAGAUACAAUCCAAGUAUCUGUUUUUACAUUCCUGCAGGGUUUCAUAAGCAUGUGUUGACUGUAUGUGUGCAAAACUGCUGCAAUAACCGUCAAUGGUCAGGUGAUGUGAUACGUCUAGUUGCUAUUCUGAAAGUCUCCCUCCAAAA